AUGCUUUAAAAUAUAAGAAUCUGGAAAAAAUUAAUUUAUCCAAUCCCUCGAUACUAUUUUUUCCAGCCACCAUUAUUUGAUGCUAAUAAGGAUUAUUAUAAAGUACUGAAUUGCACUCAUACUGAUUCAGAACUAAAACUAAAAUAAGAAUAUUAUAAAUUAGCUAAAUAAUAUCAUCCAGAUAUCAACAAAGGCUAUGAAGAAAAGUUCAAACAAAUAACAGAAGCUUGGGAUGUAUAUUUCUAAUAUCUAAAAUAGGUGUUAUCAGAUAAACAUAGAAAGUAAUAGUAUGAUGCUGCAAGAACAUAUAAUACAGAUUUCAUUAAAAAUACUUCAAAUUCUUAUGGUUACAAUCAAUCUAAUUAACAACACUCGUCCAGAAGUUUAAAAUUAUUACAUUAUUAAAGGCAAUACCAAUCAUUAGUAAUUUUCUAAAGAGCAAAUGGAACAAAUGUAAAAAUAGGCUGAAGAAAUUAUGAAAAUGUUUUAAAGUGGUCAAUUCAACUAAUUUUCUUAAGCAUUCAAAGAAGCAACUAAAAAUGACCCUAAAUUCAAAAAUGUUCACACCUUUAUCAAUUUUGCAGAAAAAGCAGAGGAAUUUUUUAAAGAAAGAUAAAAAACUCAUUUGGAAAAUGAAAUUAAAAAAGAGUAGAAUUUUUCAAAUUUUGCUAACAAAGAAGACAAACUUAAAUAAUCUGUUAAUGACAUUUCUAAUGGAAUUAAAAGUAUUUGGAAUAAGAUUAAAAAAAAUAAAUGA
This is a messenger RNA of Paramecium octaurelia, 757 nucleotides long. The record is from the annotation of a GenBank genome assembly. Lineage: Eukaryota; Ciliophora; Oligohymenophorea; Peniculida; Parameciidae.